Messenger RNA from Triticum aestivum (bread wheat), 987 nucleotides. Its product is annotated as ESX-1 secretion-associated protein EspI. Lineage: Eukaryota; Viridiplantae; Streptophyta; Magnoliopsida; Poales; Poaceae. The record is from RefSeq and is a predicted model, not a curated record. The transcript is spliced from 4 exons. The coding region runs from base 1 to 852 and encodes 283 amino acids.
AUGGUGGCCCCUCGCCCUCGAGAGCCCCUGGUGCUCUUCCUUGCAGCCACCCCUUAUUCCGCCAGCGUAGGCCUGGUAGCAGUCCGAAAGGAGCGUCAGGCCUCGGCCGCCGUCGCACUCCCGGCCGAGGCAGAACAGGGCCCGGAAGGCCUCGCAGAGACCAUGACCGCAGCAGAGAAAGAUCAGCCCCGCCAAGAGAGCGCACCAGGAGCAGAGGAGGCUCCUUCAGGCGACCAAGGACUAAGGGCCGCGCCGCCCCAGGCGGCGCCCCGGCCUCCAGAGGAUGCGGGCCGCGCCAGCACCCUCAAUCUUGUCGAGCACCCGGUGUACUUCCCCUCCCCCGAUCCACUUUCCCCCCCACUACCCCCACUCCCCGAUUUCUCCUCCCUCCCCCUUCCCCAUCUGGAUCGAGGGGGGGGCAACGACCCCGCGACCCUGACACCGGUGCCCGUCCCCGGCGCCGCCCCGCUGCCGUCGCCUCGCCUCCUCGCCCCUCCUUCGCACCACGAGACGCCGCGUGAGGCCUCUGCCUCGCCACGCCGUUGCCGAACGUUGCCACCUCACCGCGCCGUCGCCGGACCUCAACGCCUUCGCCAGCUUGCCGGACUGCCGCCUCCUCGUCCCCUCCACGCCGGCCGCCCCGAACUUCGCCGACCGAACCCCUGCACCGGGGUAGACUCCGAGACUGCUAUUGAUGCCCCUAUGAUCGACUACGUCACCGACGACACUUCUUCCCUUUCAAUGGAGCUUCCUGAUGGUGGAUCCCAGGAGCCAGAUGCUACCCCCAACAGCUUAUACUACUACCCCAAUGGUGCUAGCUACUAUGUGGAGACCGCCGACGACCAGGAGUAGUUAGGAGGUCCCAGGCAGGAGGCCUUGCCUCUUCGAUCGUGUUGCUUUUGUGCUAGCCUUCUUAAGGCAUCCUUGUUUAACUUAUGUUUGUACUCAGAUAUUGUUGCUUCCACUGACUCUUGUGUAUCAAGCUUG